AUGGCCAAUGCAAGCUUCGAUCUCGACGAAGCUCUGUCUCUUUCCCUGAGUAUUCUCCAUCAAAGUUUCCACUUCGACCAAGCUCUAAGCCGUGACGAUCAAGUAACAACGCCACCAAUCUCCGAGCAAGCACCGAUGAAUGAUCAUCAUAUGCCACCGGUGGCAGUAACCAUACAUGAUGAUGAAGUUUGCAUUGUUUGCAUGGAAAUUUUUGAAUCGAGUAGUGGGAUUACAAGCGGCAAACAAAUCACAUGCGGCCAUGUGUACCAUGCAGCUUGUAUCUCUUCCUGGCUCUCUUACAGUAAUUGUUGUCCUUUAUGCCGUCGCACCGUCUCCGGCUCCGGCUCCGAAUGA
Molecule: messenger RNA, 354 nt
Organism: Mercurialis annua (annual mercury)
Lineage: Eukaryota; Viridiplantae; Streptophyta; Magnoliopsida; Malpighiales; Euphorbiaceae
Exons: 1
Coding region: 1-354 (117 amino acids)
Molecular function (GO): protein binding
Source: RefSeq, a predicted model, not a curated record